Onthophagus taurus is the source of this 2061-nucleotide messenger RNA. RefSeq names its product tRNA endonuclease ANKZF1. Gene Ontology annotation, molecular function: protein binding. The record is from RefSeq and is a predicted model, not a curated record. Gene Ontology annotation, biological process: ERAD pathway. Lineage: Eukaryota; Metazoa; Arthropoda; Insecta; Coleoptera; Scarabaeidae.
UAUUUUAGAAACGUCAAUUGAGCUGUCAACAUCGGAAGAGGUUAGUUUUUGGCAAAGAUAUGGAGUCCUAUAAAGUCUUCUCAGACACCUUCCAUGAUCUUAUAAAAGAUGGUGUGAACACAAUUCAACUUGAAAAAGAGGACGAAAUCGCUUUAGAACAGGAAUUGGAAACAAAAAAGCUGCAAAAUUCUUCGAAUCAAACUGUUUUAUCAUGUUCUUACUGCAAGAUAACAUUUUUAGAUUCAACGCAACAGCGGGAACAUUACAAAUUAGAUUGGCACCGAUACAAUUUGAAAUUAAAUUUGCUUUCGAAAGCUCCGAUAACUGAGGAGGAAUUUUUAGAUCGGACAGAUGAUGUUUCGAGUAUUUCUGGUUCUGAUAGCGAAGAAGAGCAAUCAUUAGAUACUUUAGCUGGUGCGCAAGGCAAAAUUUUCCUAAAAACAUCGACCGGAAAAGUGUUGGGGAUGUAUAAAUGCCUAUUGGGUAAUAAAAAAGAAGAUAUCAAUAAUGUUUCCGCUCUACAUUCUCUUUUGGAAUAUCAUGUAAACCCCCAAUGGGCUCUAUUUAUGUUGGGAGGUGGUCAUUUUGCAGGGGCUAUAUUUAAAAAUGAAGAACCUUUUUUGCAUAAAACUUUUCAUUGUUACACGGUUCGUGCGGGGCAAGGUGGGACUCAAAGUGCUCGGGAUAAUCAAGGAUCCCACCCGAAAAGUGCUGGAGCUUCAUUAAGGAGAUAUAAUGAAUCAGCUCUAAAUCAACAUGUUAAAGAUAUCUUAGAAAAUUGGAAGCCGGAAAUUGAUAAAUCAAGUUUAAUAAUUUGCCGAGCGGCUGGUCCUUAUAACAAAUCAAUUUUAUUCGGUGGAAAAACUCCUUUAUUAGAAAGAAACGACCCAAGAAUAAGAAAUGUGCCAUUUUCAACAAGAAGAGCAACAUUUACUGAAGUUAAAAGAGUUUUCGGUCUUCUUUCAACAAUUUCUCUAUUCGAUUCCGUUGAUAUUGCAACUCAAAUUUUAACAUCUCCUGGUUCACCAGAAAAAUCAAAAAGGAAUAGAAGUCGCACAAGAAAUAAUAACGUAAAUAGAGCGAAAUCUAGAGAAACCGUUGAAAGAGAUCUUCCGGCACAAAUUAGCAAUGUCACCGUUGAAGAAAAUAAGGUUAAAAAUGCUUUGGUUAAAUCUAAAAAGAAUUCCCCAAACAAAAUUGAAUUAAUUUCGAAUGAAAGUGGCGAAGAACUUGAAGUUGAAGAAUUAAUCGUUAAUUUUGGAGAAGAAUUAAAAACUUUCGAUGAUAGUUUAACACCAGAAGAAAGAAAGAAAAAAUCCAAUCGUAUUAAACAAAAAGCGAAGAAACAAAAAGAAAAAAAAUUUGCUGUAAAACGAAGAGAAGAAAUCUUCGAAUCAUGUAAAAACGGCGAUUUAGAUCUUUUAAAACGAUUAUUAACAGAGGAAAUUGAAGAAAAUCCGAUCAAAAAGUUAGAUGAUUUUUGUACCGACUCCGGAGAUGGUUUACUUCAUUUAGCGGCGAAAUACUUGCACGAAGAAAUUAUUAUUUAUUUAUUAGAAAAUAAUUGUAAUUUAUGCUCGAAAAACGAUAAACAAGAGACUCCAUAUACCUGCACUAAAGAUAAAAAUGUUAGGGAAUUUUUUAAAAAAUAUGCAGCUCAAAAUCCGGAUAAAUUUAAUUACAACAAGGCUAAUAUCCCAACGAAUACUUUAACACUGGAACAAAUCGCGGAGAAAAAGCGAGUACAAAGAAAAUCAAAAAAGGACAAGGAAAAAGAGAAGAGGAAAGAACAAUUUAUUCAAAAGCAAGAGCAAGAUGAGAAAAAUCGAUUUUUGAAGUUAAGUGAUCGAGAAAAGAGAGCUUUAGCAGCCGAAAGAAGGAUUAUAAAUCAAUCGGGGAUUGUUAUCACAAGAUGUUUUCUAUGCGCUUCGGAUAUGUCGGGAAAAGUACCUUUUGAGUAUAUGGGAAAUCGAUUUUGUACAAUAGAUUGUUUAAAAGCACAUCGGAUGCAACAUCCCGUUGUGUUAAGUACCCAAUAAAUUAUUAAUUAAGUUUUGAUUA